Messenger RNA from Aspergillus eucalypticola CBS 122712, 888 nucleotides. Its product is annotated as aldolase. The transcript has 2 exons. NCBI's taxonomy places the organism in Eukaryota, Fungi, Ascomycota, Eurotiomycetes, Eurotiales, Aspergillaceae. Bases 1 to 888 code for a protein of 295 amino acids. Gene Ontology annotation, molecular function: actin filament binding. Gene Ontology annotation, cellular component: cytoskeleton. The record is from RefSeq and is a predicted model, not a curated record.
AUGGCCACCACUACCGUCACUGAAUCUGCCCCCCAGAACGGUCACAGCAAUGGAUCAGCUUCGACCAACAAGUUCUUCGACGAUGUACACUUCCUAGGCGACAAAGAGGGCAAGGUUGUGAUCCGCUCGCCCCCGACUUUCAACAACAUUGAAGAUGAGCGGGCAUAUCAAAAACAGCAUCUGGCCGUGGCCUUCCGUGUCUUUGCCCGGCAGGGAUUUGACGAGGGAGUGGCUGGACACAUUUCGCUACGCGAUCCCCUGAAUCCUCACCACUUCUGGAUCAACCCACUCAGCAUGCACUUUUCCAUGAUCAAAGUUUCUGACCUCGUCCUCGUCAACGAGAAUGGCGAAGUUCUCCCCGGAGGCGCCCAGCAUCCCAUCAAUGGCCCCGCAUUCGCCAUUCACAGUGAAAUCCAUAAAGCCCGCCCAGACCUGAACGCCGCAUGCCACGCACACUCCGUCUACGGAAAGGCGUUCUCCUGCUUUGCGCGACCCAUUGAAAUGCUCUACCAGGACGCCCUGCGCUUCUACAACGAUCUGGCCGUGUACCCUCGCUACGGAGGCACCGUGCUCUCCACUGAAGAAGGGGCUCGCAUUGCCAAGGCCCUCGGUCCAACCUGCCGCAGUGUAAUUCUGCAGAACCACGGUAUGAUCACCUGCGGUAAGACGGUUGAUGAAGCAGCGUUCCUGUUUAUUGCCCUCGAUCGGUGCUGUCAUGCGCAGAUGAUGGCCAAUGCGGCGGCCGGACCAGGGUGGGAGAAGGUCUACAUCAACAAAGAGGAGGCGGAGAUGACGCAUAGGAAGAGUGGUAACUCGAGUAAGAUGUGGUUGGCGUUUCAACCGUAUUAUGAUCAGGCGGUUAAGGAGGAUCCGAGCGUGUUAGAGUGA